GCUGCAGUAUUGCGCUUUCCUGUUUACGGGCGGGAAGAGCGAACCGAGCUGACAGUGGAAGCUCCAGUGCUCUCACAGGGAGCGCGCUUCUUUUAAUUUCCUUUGCAGCUGUUAGUUUACACGUGUUAAUGGUACACGGGAUACUGCGGGGUCCAGUGCGUAGGAUUUAAGAGGACUGUUGCUGAAAACUAAGGAGGUUUUGGUCGUGAAGGGCAGAUGGAGGAACCUCCAGCAGAUUCAGGCGGCGGUGCAGCGGCGCAGGGCCCCGUGGUGCAGGUGGCAGAGAUACGCUGGCCGACUGGAGCUCUCCCUCUGCGGCUCCUCGAGUGGAAAGUCAAGCCCGGGUCACUUGUUAAGGUGGAUUCCGUGCUUGCUCUGUGUGCCCCCAUACCUCAAGAGAAGGGGGCAGAAGCUCCCAGGCUGCCAGUGAAGAAGGUGAAAUCGGACCGUGCUGGAGCAGUAAAGGAGCUCUGCUGUCAGCUGGGUCAAGUCAUCCCCCCCGGGGGUGUAAUCAUCAGAGUGGAGGAAUGCAGCCAUCCAAUAGUAAUGAAGGGUUUAUGUGCUGAAUGUGGCCAGGAUCUGACUCAACUGCAGAGCACAAAUGGGAACCAGCAAAUCCCCAUCUCCACAGCAACGGUCUCCAUGGUGCACAGUGUCCCCGAGCUGAUGGUCAGCUCAGAGCAAGCAGAACAGCUGGGCAGAGAAGACCAGCAGAGACUCCAGCGGAACAAAAAGCUGGUCCUGAUGGUGGAUCUGGACCAGACCCUUAUCCACACUACUGAACAGCACUGCCAGCGUAUGUCCAACAAGGGCAUUUUCCACUUCCAGCUCGGGCGAGGAGAUCCAAUGCUUCACACUCGACUACGCCCACACUGCAAAGAAUUCCUGGAAAAAAUUGCCAAACUCUAUGAGUUACACGUCUUCACUUUUGGGAGCCGCCUUUAUGCACAUACUAUUGCAGGUUUUCUGGACCCUGAAAAGAAGCUUUUCUCUCAUCGGAUCCUUUCCAGAGAUGAAUGCAUCGAUCCUUUCUCCAAGACAGGAAAUCUAAGGAAUCUUUUCCCUUGUGGUGACUCAAUGGUCUGCAUAAUUGAUGACCGGGAGGAUGUGUGGAAGUUUGCACCUAACCUCAUCACUGUGAAGAAAUACAUCUACUUCCAGGGCACAGGAGACAUCAACGCUCCCCCUGGAUCGAGGGAGGCUCAGAUGGCAAAGAAAGGAGGCCCGGCGAGUCGAUCAGCAGAGAGUGCAGAGCCAGCAGGGACGCCUGGUGUGGACGAGCUGAGUAAUGGCCCCAGGAAAAAGGAGAAAGACCAAAACACAUCUGCAAAGGAAGAGUCCUCAACGUCACCGUCUUCUCAGGGAGCGCUAUCGUAUGAACGCACACAUCCGUCAGGGGUCGUGGUGGAUGAAUCAGGUAAAGGGUCAGAAACUGAGGCAGAGUCUUUGCCAGGGUUAAGGGAAACUCAGGUGGACGACAGAACUAAUGUUAAGGAUGAAGAGAGCGUUAGGACACUGUUGACACGAGAAGCACAGGAGAGUGCGAACUCAUCAGUACCAAGCCAUGAGUCCAAUAACUUGGACUUUGACCUUUCAAGUGACAGUGACAAUGACUCCAUAACAGAGAAGCCUCCCUCUUCAGGGAGCGACAGUGAAAUCAAGUCAACAAAAUCUGGACAGGAAAAGGCCACAUAUGAAGCUGGUGAUGGGGAAGGGGCAAAGGAAGGGAACAGUACAGGUCACUGUGAGGAAGAAACCACUUCUGAUGUGCCAGAACCGUCAGGAGUUCUGCUCCCUGAUCCUGAGCUGGGAAACGGCUGCUCGGACCGGAGAGAGCCUGAAACUGAAUCCCAGAAUAGCGAACAAUCUGGAGUCACCAUGGGCGAGGAGCUGUUGGACCAGAGUAUGGAAGAUGAAGAGGAGGAAGAAGAGAUCGAUAUUGACCAGGAUGAUCACCUGAUCUACCUGGAGGAAGUGCUGGAAAGGAUCCACGCAGAGUACUAUGCACGUUACCAGGCCUACCUGAUGAAGGAGGCUCCUGAAACACCGGACAUCCGAAAGAUUGUCCCAGAGCUUAAGAGCAAGACGCUGGAGGGCACGAUGAUUGUGUUCAGUGGCCUGUACCCGACCAACUACCCUAUGGAGAGGACCAGGGAGUUCUACCACGCCAAAGCACUAGGGGCCAAGAUCGGCAAGAAUCUGCUUCUGAGCUCCAAAGAUCCAAGUCGGACGACACAUCUCAUCGCAGCAAGAGCUGGCACAGAGAAGGUCCGCCAGGCCCAAGGCUGUAAGCACCUCCAUGUGGUCAACCCUGACUGGCUUUGGAGCUGUCUGGAGCGCUGGGAGAGAGUGGAGGAGCAGUUGUACCCUCUCAAAGAGGACUAUUCAAGAACACCAAGGAGCAACAGUCCAGCAGCAUUCUUCGACAAUCUGGGCUCUUUACAGAAGCCUAUCUUCCAACCCUCAGCAAUUCAACACAGACCUCCACCUCCGGCCCCUGAGAUUCGAACCUAUGACCCUGUCACUGGGAAGCUGAUCCGCAAGGGCCCUCAGGUGCCACGGCUACCCCCCUACCUCCAGGCGUCAGGGUCUUUGUUGCUCUCUGAACAAAGAGAGCAAUCUUGUCUCAGGGGAACCUCACAGAGUCAUCCAGAUGACGUGGCCGGACCCAGCCAAGAUGACGAGCAGCCUGGACCGUCGCGUCGAAAACGUCAGCUGAGCAUGUCCGAAACGAUGCCUCUGUACACGCUGUGCAAGGAGGAUCUGGAGAGAAUGGACAAAGAGGUGGACGACAUCUUAGGGGAGGAGAGCGACAACGAGAGUGAGGGCAGAGGGAAGGAGAAGACCAGCACUGAGGGGGUGGAUGAAGAGGAGGAGCGGCAGCAGCAGCAGCAGCAGCAGCAGCAGCAGCAGCCAGAAGCCGGGCAGAUAGCAGGAGGAGGCCCAGGUCCUGAGGUACCGGGCGUGGACCAGGAAAUGAAGACUGAGUUUCCCGCCAGACUGCAGGACAGUGUCCCAAGGGGCCACAAACGCAAGCACGAUGAAGCCAAGGAGGCAGACACCGAGGAGAGGAAGGAGGAGGCGGAGGAAUCUGCCGACGAGUCCUCUAAAGACUCCGCUGAAGAAGAGGGCGGCAGCAGCUCAGAGGCAGACGAGAUGGCGGCUGCCUUGGAGGCGGAGCUAAAUGACUUUAUGUGAAGAGACUUGUUUAAACAAAUCAACCCCAGUCGCCCGAGCAAGUGGUACAUAGAGAUCCUAUUUUUCUGGUUUGGAGUCUGUGUGAGUGUGUGCUGUAAUAAAGGAGUGUCCUGUACAGAAUGAUGUGUCGCCGUGUAAAUAAAGGCUUAUUUUUUGUAGCAUUGAUAUACGGCCUUUUUGGCUUAAAACAAUUUGAGGUUAACAUUUUAUUGUAAGAUAACAAACCUGAGCAGACGUGGGAUUUGAUACCUUUUUCUUUUACUUUUCUAUUUGGAUUUUUAUAUCGUUGAGAAGAAGAAGUGUUUUUUUUCUGGUCGUUUAUGCCAAAGAGUUCAGAGAGGUUUGCCACAGCGUGUAGCUCCAUGUUUGACUCUGGACUUCCAGUUUGACUCUCUUUGGGCCUGAACCGUUUCUUUGGGUCUUCAAUGCAGCCAGCGGAUCAAGACAUCUGAAUGUGUUUUUCCAAGUCAUUUCUUCCUCCUCAUGGUGUUUGUACUUUUGAUAGUUUGAUGGUAAGAGAAGCUUGUCAUGUUUGUGAUAACCAGCCACUUGAGGAUGCACUAUCAUUGUGAACUGAACUAGACCCCAGGGUUAUGUCUUGUUCAUGUGUUUUAUAAUAGCUCCUAUUCUCCUUCUUCAGCCCUCUACAGGCACUCUUACAAGGCCUCAAGUACACUGGAGUCUAUAUGUUGAAAAGACAUCAUUUACACACACACAAACACACACACGGUGUUGUCUCACCAUGCAGAUGGCUGCUUUUUCUGCCCAGGUUUUGAAGAGUAGGACUCCCAGACAUCUACCUCCAGCUCCACACCACAGUCUAGAGGGUCCAGGAAGUUUGCAUGUGGACCAACAGAGGGUCACACUUCUAUCAUAGAUUAUUAAUCCAUGAUUUGGAUAUUUAACAUGAACUUGUGAUGUUUUCUAAAGGUUUCGCUGCAUAUGAUCAAAGCAAGGGACAGAAUCUCUCGACCGUCUUGGUGGUUAUAGGGUGGGAGCAGGAAUGCCAAAUAAAAAGAGCACCGUAGAUUCAGCCAGAGAUCCUUUAAAAAGUGUGGUUCUAGUCCUGUUGGUGGACAGGACCCCUCUACAGUAUAGAGUAUAACACAAUAAGCUAAGAUGAGUCCUUUUUUCCCUGCCGGCCCCAAAAACCCAGUAAGUCUGAAUCAGCAAGGACACGGAGCAGGAGUCACCAGCAUCAUGAACCUCUCUGGUGUUCUUUGGUUUAACCCGCCUGGUUGGAAAACGCAGCCAUCCUGCACACACUUCACUUGGAUCCCACAUUUCAGGGUUUCUGUUUAUCGAAGAAUCGAAUCCUCACUGUCUUCUUGAACCACUGUCGUGCAGCGGUGCUGUCUCAUCCUGUCGUUUAGAUAUUUUGCAUGUCUUUAGAGUGAAACCUACAGCACUGACUUUUUGUUGUUGCCUCUGUUGAAAUCAUUCGGUAGGAGUUCUUCCUGACCCUGAAGGAACAUGUUAUUGUUUCCAGGCAGGAGAGCAGAUGUGUGUGUGGGUCUCUGCUGAAUGAAUGACUUCUCCUCACUUUCAUCCAGAUGGUCCUUCACAGUAACGUCCUGUGUGUUUUGUUUCCUUUGUGUUGGCAUGGUCUAACCAUGAAUUUUUGGUGAAACAGCUAACGUAAAGUAUUUGUAAAGUCUAUUUCUUACGUGACCCUGAGAGAUAAAAUACUUUCAUUGAAUAAAGAUGUUUAUAAA
Molecule: messenger RNA, 4913 nt
Organism: Notolabrus celidotus (New Zealand spotty)
Lineage: Eukaryota; Metazoa; Chordata; Actinopteri; Labriformes; Labridae
Gene: ctdp1
Product: CTD (carboxy-terminal domain, RNA polymerase II, polypeptide A) phosphatase, subunit 1
Exons: 13
Coding region: 217-3198 (993 amino acids)
Cellular component (GO): nucleus
Molecular function (GO): RNA polymerase II CTD heptapeptide repeat phosphatase activity
Source: RefSeq, a predicted model, not a curated record